UCAAACAGCUACUAAGUCUCGCUUGAUGCGAUGAAUUUUUCACCCUUCGGGACACACUUUCCCGGUACGAUACCGGGAAUCCAUCAGUUUGCCAGCUCGGGCCUGGUAACGAGCGUACCGACGACUUCGCACGACUCCACCAAUCGAUACCAUUCCAUCAAUUCGAACGUCAACAUGGCCCACUUCAACCAAAGCCAUGCCCCAAUUCUUGGCAAGUUCCAUCGGGAUAGCCAAGAGUCCGGUGGCAAUGCGGGUGGUGGAGCGGGCUCCAACAAGUACAACGGUCAUUCGGCAGGUUCGGCGAAUAGUGCCAUCCCAACGACCACGACCAGUGGUGGAGCGGGUGCGGGACAGUACUCAAACCCUUAUAGCCAACAUUCGCACGUGGCCGAACACAAACAGCGCAACAUGUACCAUCAGUCGUCCGUGGGCAACAGUACAACCGGCGGCAGUAACGGCCAAAGUGCACAAGAGCUUAGUCAAGACAUCAGUGCACUGUUGCAGCAAGCGGACAGUAAGCGUGUCCUGCAAAAUCCUAGCUGGCAAUCGUUAACACCGGGCGCAUCCGUUGCCGACUAUCUGUCCCAUCUACCGGGCAGUGCACUACCUCUUUCGCUGCACCACUUCCUGAAGUACUCGGCGGAAAACAUCAAGAAGGAAGCGCAGAAUCCACUCACCAGUCUCGAUAUGUCACAGGCACAAUCACAGGCACACAGUACCGGUGCUGGUGGCCAUGGAAGCAAUAAUGGGGCCGGGAUGGUUCUGCCCGCGUCUCAGACCAUUGCCAGCAUUCUUGGACAUCCGGGACAACAGUCUCAGCAGCAACAUGGACAACAGCAAACUGCGGGUCUUGGUGGACAUCAAGCGGGUGGAGGUGUGCAAGCUGCUGCUGCUACCUCUUCUACUGGAGGUGCCGCUAAUGCUGCUGCUGGAGCGGGAGCUGAUGCGACCACGGAUAAAAAGAAGCGAAAGAAAAAGAAGAAACCUCCGAAGGAACGUAAACCCCGUCCAAAGCCUGGCGAGAUUCAGGUACGGACGGCUCUGGAUGGCAGUCUUCUCUUCCUGUGCCCUGAGUGUCAGAUGGCGUACCCAGAGAGGGAACUGCUCGAGCAGCAUCUGAUUGGACACAAUCUGGAGCGUCGAUUCAUCUGCGACAUUUGUAACGCAGCACUGAAGCGUAAGGACCACCUGACGCGCCACAAGCAAAGUCACAACCCGGAACGUCCGUUCGCUUGUACGAUCUGUUUGAAGGCAUUCAAGCGCAAGGAACAGCUAACACUCCAUUUUGUCAUCCAUUCCGGGGAGAAGCGGCACGUGUGUCAGGAGUGUGGGAAAGGCUUCUACCGAAAAGAUCACCUCAGAAAGCAUACCCGCUCGCACAUCGCCCGACGGCUGAAGGCGGAACUUAGCCAACAGCAGGGUGGCAAUGGUGCGGAUGCGGGUGCCUCACCAAGUACCUCCCGAGCAGGACAAAACCAAGCACAAAUUAGUACUGCCACCCAACAGCAGCAACAAUCGGCACAACAGCAAUCCCCCAUGCAACAACCUCAGCAGCUGACCGGCUCGAACCAACAGCUGCCACCGCCGCAGUAUCACUCCCUCACGCAAGCACCCGGCCAGUCACAGAUGAUGUCGUAA
Molecule: messenger RNA, 1638 nt
Organism: Anopheles maculipalpis
Lineage: Eukaryota; Metazoa; Arthropoda; Insecta; Diptera; Culicidae
Product: zinc finger protein GLI4
Exons: 2
Coding region: 31-1638 (535 amino acids)
Biological process (GO): regulation of transcription by RNA polymerase II
Cellular component (GO): nucleus
Molecular function (GO): RNA polymerase II cis-regulatory region sequence-specific DNA binding; DNA-binding transcription factor activity, RNA polymerase II-specific
Source: RefSeq, a predicted model, not a curated record